This is a messenger RNA of Klebsormidium nitens, 2094 nucleotides long. The record is from the annotation of a GenBank genome assembly. NCBI's taxonomy places the organism in Eukaryota, Viridiplantae, Streptophyta, Klebsormidiophyceae, Klebsormidiales, Klebsormidiaceae.
AUGGGCUUUCCUCGGAAGCAAGCGCAGCAGGCGGUGGCCGCAACUAGAGGCAGGGGCGUCGAGGAAGCGGUGGACUGGAUCGAAGCGAAGAAAGUGGAGGAAGAUCUCGUCGUGGGCUCAGGCGUCGUCGACACUACCCAUCUCCAGCCAUCGAAGCUCAAGAGCGUCGUCCCUUCCCCCAGAAAUGAUUCUAUACCCUUGAUAUCUUCCCCCCAAAACGGCGCCGAAGGGUUCGCGGAGGAGGAAGCAUACAGCAGCCCCCCCUCGCAUGUCAACCGGAGGCGGCGCCUGAUUGCAGAGCACGGGGGGGUGGAACCAGGCGCGAAGAUAACCCCCGGGUUUGUGAACGUGCUGCACCACAAGGGUAAGUCAACCGCGGCUUUUAACGAGAGGACGGAAGCUCCGGGGACAGAGCGGAGUCGGAGAGUGGCCGGGGAGAAGGACCCGUCGACAGAAAGGAGCGAAGCAGUAGCGCCGCAAAUUGGGUGGGAUGAACGGCCCAGCGUAGAGGGAAUUCGGAAAGGCAGCGUGUGCGUUCGGCAGUCAAGCGGUGUGAGGAGGGCGGAGGAUCCCCGAGAAGAGCAGGCGUCGACCGGGGCCGUUCCGAGACUGGGGGAAACUCGAGGCGGGUCAAGCGGAGCAACAGACAUGGGCCAGGCGGAGGGUGCUGAUCUGCUGAGUGGGGCAGUUUCACCUCAGUCUCAGGAAAAGUUAGGCGGUGAUGGAGCGCCAGGCGGCCGCGGCAGCACAUUCGGCUCGGUUUGGAAGUCACCAGAAAAGGAGCGGAAACAAGCGGAACCGGAGGGCACCGAACGGAGUCGGAGCGGAACGAAGAGCCCCGCGAAGCGACGGAGAACGGUGUCGAAGAGCGAGGACAGCUGGGGUCGUUGCGGCGCGAGGGAGUUGGAGAGAGACGGGGCCAUUUCGGAAAGCGACGACGAGUUUGAGACUGACGUGAUGGAUGACGUCAGCACCCCCGCAGAGGUCGCAGGCGACGCGGAUUUUGAGGAGGAGUGGCGGGGGGCGGUGAAAAAUGGUCCCCGAACAUGUCACUUCCUGUUUGAAAACGUGGCGUCCGCCCACCGCGGGCCGGGGGGUUUGGGUCCGGACUUGGAACUAGAGGAGCGUGAGAACGUGUGGGACGUCAUGCAGCGGCACGCGAGGGGCAUCCCCCCGGAACUGAUUGACAGUGUCAAGUACUCCGUCGCGACCCGCAAGCGAAAGUACGCCCACAACAUCCCCCGCGCUGGUCGGACCACGCUCCCGCCGCUGGCCCCGUUACGCAUCUCCGAAAUGUGGCCCGAGUAUCACAGCAACUUCCCUGAUUGGGACCGCCGCAAAAUCACCGACAAAUUGAACAUGAUCAACACCAAAGAGCUGCACCCUUUGAGCCUGUCCGCGCUGAAUCGCAAACUGCGCAACAACGAAAACCUCACCGCUAAGGAGCGGGACGACAUCAGGAGCAACAACCUGAUCUUUACAAGCCCCACCAGCGUAGCCAACAUCCACGCGGAGGAGGUCGAGCGGAUCAUGGGCUUCCCUGAGGGCCACACGCGGUGCGGGAUCCCCCGCGGCGAAGUCUUCAAAGCGCUCGGGAACGCGUUCCAGGUGGACACAAUUGCGGACGUCAUAUCGCCGCUGCACACCUACUUCCGGUCCAUUCCGGGCGGAAUCUCCGUCCUCUCGCUCUUCGACGGAAUCGGGGGCGCCGGCGUGGCGGUGCAUCGCCGCGCGGUGCCCAUCAAGCGGUACAUCAGCGUCGAGAACAACGAGCACUGCCGGACGGUGGUCCAAAAUUGGUGGAAGCGGAACGGUCUGGACCGGACUGGAUGCCUAGAAUUCAUUGAUGACGUCAGAUUGCUGACUACCCGGAAGAUUGCGGAGCUCGUCGCAGCGGGGCCGUUGGAUCUGUUGGUGGGCGGCAGCCCGUGCAACCAGCUAACGGGCAACAACCGGGGCCCGAACAACACCGCGGGCGGCCGGAGCGGCCUGUUCGGGAGGGAGUCCCGGUUGUUCCUGGACUUCUUCCGGGUGCUCAAUGAGGUGGAGCGGCUGCAGUUGCGAGCGGGGCGGGAGUUCGUGGUCGACGUCUGA